Alternaria arbusti is the source of this 222-nucleotide messenger RNA. RefSeq lists its product as uncharacterized. The coding region runs from base 1 to 222 and encodes 73 amino acids. The record is from RefSeq and is a predicted model, not a curated record. The transcript has 3 exons. Lineage: Eukaryota; Fungi; Ascomycota; Dothideomycetes; Pleosporales; Pleosporaceae.
AUGUCAGAGAAGAGGCAGUUCACACUAGCCAACGAGUCAGUGGCAUCAGGGACCUGGAAAUGUGUCUUCUAUAUUCUCCUCAAAGCUGCGUCACCCAUUAUCAUGGGUCUGGAAUUCCUGGAGCAAACCAAGACGAUGACCGAACACAGGCAAAGACUUCAUAUCAAGCACUUUCUGUAUGCUCUGUGGGCGUCCCAAGGCGUCUGCUGGACUGCGAAUUGA